Scatophagus argus is the source of this 4484-nucleotide messenger RNA. RefSeq names its product selenoprotein I (gene selenoi). The record is from RefSeq and is a predicted model, not a curated record. Gene Ontology annotation, molecular function: ethanolaminephosphotransferase activity. Gene Ontology annotation, cellular component: Golgi apparatus; endoplasmic reticulum membrane. Lineage: Eukaryota; Metazoa; Chordata; Actinopteri; Scatophagidae. Gene Ontology annotation, biological process: phosphatidylethanolamine biosynthetic process. The transcript is spliced from 10 exons.
AGGGGCCUAAAUGUUUCGGCAUCACCUCACCCGGCGUGAAAGGCAGCGUCCAAGCUAGAUGAUACUUCGACUAGGCAGCUAACGUUUGUUAUUUGCAUUUCCAAGAAGAGAUAUUAUUUAUCCCAUUGUGGUGACUGUACCAUCAUGGUUCUUUACGAGUAUGUCACUCAGGAGCAGCUUGCGGGCUUCGACAAAUACAAGUACAGCGCGGUGGACUCGAAUCCCCUGUCUAUCUACAUCAUGCACCCAUUCUGGAACUUUGUGGUGAAGUUUCUACCAACGUGGUUGGCUCCAAACCUCAUUACAUUUACGGGCUUCAUGUUCCUUGUGUUGAAUUUCCUCAUGCUGGCCUUCUACGACUUUGACUUCACUGCCUCUACUGCAGGACACGACCACGUGCCUAGUUGGGUGUGGGUCGCCGCGGGGAUCUUCAACUUCUUGGCCUAUACACUCGAUGGUGUUGAUGGUAAACAGGCUCGUCGCACCAACUCCUCCACACCACUAGGGGAGCUGUUUGACCAUGGCCUGGACAGUUGGGCCUGCAUCUUCUUUGUGGCCACUGUCUACUCCAUAUUUGGGCGUGGGGAAAGUGGCGUAGGCGUUGCCACACUCUAUUACAUCCUGUGGGUGGUGCUCUUCUCAUUCAUUCUGUCUCACUGGGAGAAAUAUAACACUGGCAUCUUGUUUUUGCCCUGGGGAUACGAUAUCAGCCAAGUGACCAUCUCCCUCGUUUACUUGGUCACUGCUGUGGUCGGCGUAGAAACAUGGUACCAGCCAAUCCUGUGGCACUUCCUCUACAGAGACCUUUUCACCUUCAUGAUUAUCGUCUGUUCCUUCACCGUGACCUUACCCAUGAGCCUCUUCAAUGUGCUGAAAGCUUACCGAAAUAACACUCUGAAGCACAGCAGCCUAUAUGAGGCCCUCCUCCCCUUCUUGUCCCCUGUCCUCCUUUUUGUUUUGUCCACAACUUGGGUAGUCUACUCUCCAUCCAACAUCCUCGAGCUGCAGCCCAGGAUCUUCUACCUCAUGGUGGGGACAGCCUUCGCUAAUGUCACGUGUAAGCUGAUUGUGUGUCAGAUGAGUAACACACGUUGCCAGGCACUUAGCUGGCUGCUGCUGCCCAUGACGCUGGUGGUGUUGUUAGCGGUGAGCGGUGUGCUCACCAACGAGGUCCUGCUGCUGUAUCUGUGGACAGCUGCUGUCGUACUAGCACACAUACACUAUGGCGUGUCCGUGGUACAACAGCUCAGCAGCCACUUCAACAUCCUUGCCUUCUCCCUGAAAAAGCCUAACAGUGACUGACAGGAGGAGGAACGUAUCGGCUUGAAAGAAGCAGAGGUUUAGGCUCCUCCCCUCCUCGGCUUAUCGACACUUCACUCUCGUCACUACGGAAACCGUAUCCCCUCCCCUCCAUCCAUGAGGACACUGGAAUGGACAAUGGCCCUUUUUUUCCACUGUCCCCGAAGACACACAGGCACACACACACUUGCACACUCGCACACAUGUUCUUAACCAACCAACCAAACUCUGGUCUCUGCGAUAGGGCUGGCCCAGGGGCUCUGGCUUCCGUCACUGGUGAUUGGCGAACUUGGUUGAGCCAAUUAGGUGCAAUUGUUUCCUAAGGAAAUGUGCUUCAGUCAUGAGAACAGGAGCCAUGCAAGCACAUAAAUACACACAUAUAUACAUUAUUCUGCUUCACGCAGAUCAUAUAUGUCUCAUGGCAGGCAUUUCAAAUACGAAUGCAGCCACACACACACACACACACACACACACACACACAGACACAGACACACAGACAGUUGUACUCACAUAGUAUUAUGAAUGUAUGAUAUGCCUUGGGGAAAAGCCUUUUAAGUUUUAUUAUAUUAACAGGAAUGCCUCAAGUAGUGGUUGUUUCAAACAUGACCAAACCUUUAGAUUCUGGCCAGAUGUGACUAAUACAUCCACAGCUGUGUCCAGAGUUUAAAGUUUCAGUCACCUUUAAUCCCAGUGAUAAAUGUUAAUAGCUAUACAUAUACUGUAUGUGUGAAGGGGUUUGGGGCAUUUUAUUUUCAAACUGAAACUUUAAAAAAAUUGUUAUUAUUACUCCUGUAAAAUAUUGUAUAAACUUCUCUCUAAAUAACUCCACACUCUGCUCUGUGGUAAACAGAGUUGGAUUUUGAUGAACCAGGGCAGGAAUUGACCAGGGUGACCUCUGACCUUUUGAACUCUACUAACCCUCCACUUUGACCUCUGUCUGAGCACUGGCAUCCCGGCUCUCCGUACCCUCUGAGGUGUCGUGUCUUUAUGCUGAUUCAUUCUCUUUUAAUUUUUUUUUUAUAUAUAUAUACACAUUUCCUUGGUUUUUGGGUUUGUUUGUUUGUUUAUCCUUUGCCAUGGCAACUGUUUGCGGUUGAGUUGCGAAGCGCUUGAAUGAAGAGUGUGUUCAAAAACCGUAAAUGGAGCGGACUCACUCUGAGGGAACAAGCCAUCGCACUGCACACCACAAAUGCCACGACACUGCCUGGUGUUGCACUCUCCUGCUCACACACAGAUUCUCUCACAGCUUUUCUACUGUCAGAUAACUCGUGUAAUGUUGCACUUCUUUUUUCUAUUUCAGUCUGUUCAAUAUUGUUCCUCUGUGUUGUUCAAAUUGUGUUUCCAGGGUUUCUCAUCAAGCUGGUUGUCACUGGAAGGCCAGUCAAGAUUUGUCAGUACUGACUAAUCAUGUGUCACCUCUGACUGCAAAAAUCUGCCUUUUUUUUUUUUUCUUUUUCAUGUUACAACUCAGACGGUUUGUCAGUGUGGUCAUAGUUUGGAGGAAAUUAAUCUUUUGUGAGUAACCUGAGAAUCCCCUUUGGCCUUGCUGUUUAAAAGUAUCGAGUCUUGUCUGUCUGCAAGGACUCCAGUACCUGUUGAUAUAGAACCGAAAAGUCCAAACUACACUCAGAAGUUUCACAGUUCAAGCUGAUUGAAACCUACAUGAUCAAUGUGGAGCCAAGAUGAUAUGUGUUUUUCAUCUUCUCCACCAGUGCUGUUAAAUUGUACUUCUCAACUAGACCAGUGAGUCCCACCAGACUCUGCGGGCUAGGAUUUUCCAUGUCAUGCUGCACUUUUAGGUGGAACAGGUGGAUCCAGUCAGCUUAACCAUCGGUUCAGUGUCUGGGUCUCAGUGGUUCUGAAGGAAAAUUGUUGAAAUGAAUGAGAAUGACUUGAGACAGCUUUGUACUUGCCAUGUGAACCUCAGUUGGGAGUUGUGUUUGUUGGUUUUCUGACUGAAGUCUGAAUGUUAAUCAUUUCAUAUGCAGUUGAUUGCUGCAAAAAGUGUCAUGAUACUUUGACUUAAAAGUAGGAAACAUUUGAUUCACUGGGGGUAUACUUGGAUCUUUGUGGAUAAUUUUACCACUUAUCAAGAAGCUUUGUAAGUAAACUGUGAUUGAGCAACACUGAACAUGUAGACCACAGCCUUGUAGUGUGCUUGUAGCACCAUCAUGACUGGGAGAAACAAUCUAAGGUCCAACUCUACUGCCAUAAUACCCAGUAAAGUAGCCUGCUUUGGUUUGCAGUACAUCUGCACUGCAGCUGUGGAAAACUAGUAUGCAGUCAUGAGCACAUUAUUGAAUAGUUGAGAUUUGAUUUGACACAAGAUCAACUUACUGAGAUUUCACCACCAAAAUGGUGAAGUUUUUCUGGUGUGUACCUGCACUGUCUGGGAAUGUGCAUAUUAUGGUGUACCAGUCUGUUAAUAUAUGGGUGUAUACACACUCUGUAUGUGAGGAUGUUUGUGUAAAUACAUUCUGUAUAUUAUUUCUUCAUUUUUAUUUUAUUUUUUAAAGUACAAAUGGGAUCGUUUUCCUGUAGGCCGUUUUCUGUACACAUUGGGAAAUAAUUUAGUUUUAGACCAGUCUGCUCCAAACCCUUCAAAGCUACAAAAAUAUCCAGUUCCUAGAUCAGACAUAACAGUUUUUGUUUGUUUGUUUGUUUGUUUGUUUGUUUUUGAACAGUUCACAUUUCUGCUGCUCCACUGCUUUCUACCUUCAGGUUGCAAGCGUUACAAACAAUGUUAAAUUCAUCAAGGUAUGACAUGUCCUAUUAACAGAAAAAUGUCAACUGGGUGAGAAAAAUGGUGCCAUUUAAUGAAACAAAGGUCAGUAGGAACUAUCAGAACAAACCUUAAAACAAGUAAAAUUCUCAUCCAGCUGGCAGCGACAUGCAUCAGUUUAUUUAUGAUACGUUUAAAAAGAAAACAAAAACAUUUCUGGGCAUUUUUGGAGUGUGCUCUUCGGCUUCACUUACCUCUUUCUAAGAAGCAGUCCCCCCCACCCCCCACCCCCGAUCACUGAACCAAGCUGUUCCAAUUGUGACGAAGUAGUUGUAUAAUGCUGCCCUUGCCCACUGGCCCACAACCCAGGGCUUCAGUGUGGCUACUUGUGAUGUUGUAUUUACCCAGUGAAAGAACAGCCUGUCCAGGCACAAAUAAAAUUGAAUUUUCUUUAACCACUUUA